Molecule: messenger RNA, 4898 nt
Organism: Vespa mandarinia (Asian giant hornet)
Lineage: Eukaryota; Metazoa; Arthropoda; Insecta; Hymenoptera; Vespidae
Source: RefSeq, a predicted model, not a curated record
AAACAAGAAGGCAUAGGGUAGUGCGCGUGUGGAGUAGAAAGUGGUGGGGGUAUCACGAAGAGGGAGGUUUGUGUGAGAAAGAAAGGGAGAGAGAGAGAGAGAGAGAGAGGAAAAAAGAGGAACGAUGACGGGGUGCGCACCUGCUCGCGCUCGAGUUUGCCCGCCAGUCGCCGGGGUGGUUUUGUCCGGUUGGGGAAACGAGCGCGUUCAUCGCUAGCUCGUAUACGCGAUGAAGAGAUAGGAAGGAAGAGUUUUACUCUCUCUCUUUCUCUCUCUCGUCGUCGUCGUCAUCGUCGUCGUCGUCGUCGUCGUCGUCGUCGUCGUCGUCGUCGUCGUCGUCGUCGUCAUCGUCGUCGUCUUCGUCAUCGUCGUUAUUAUUUUUAUCGUUAUAGUUUCUCGUAAAAAAUAGUGACGUAAUUAAGAACACGUAUAUAAACGAUCCUACGUGACAUAUAAAACGUGUUGGACAAACAACUUUUAUCCUCGAAAUUCACUAUGUGUCCCAGGACAAAGGAGGGCGACAAAAAAAAGAAUAAUAUCAAAGCCAAGGGCCACCAGUCAGCCUUUGAUUCUCUUUUCACGUGACUCUCACCGGAACAAAAAGCUGCUAUAGUAGAUUCUCUUCUUCUCGUUUUUUCUUCCACAGACUUGUUUGUACCACCCCCUCACCACCACUACUACUACCACCACCACCACCACCACCACCACCAUCACCAACACCACCACUACACCGUCUUAUUGCUCUUUUACACGACCAACAAACGCUAUUCUUCUUAUUCUUAUUCUUGCCCUUAUUCUUAUUCUUAUUCUUAUUCCACCUCGCUUUCAUAGCUUAUUUACUUGUGUACUCACGUGUGCGCGCACGCGUAUCCGAGUGCCACCACCUAAUCUCUCUCUCUCUCUCUCUCUCUCUCUCUCUCUGUCUUUUUCUCUGUCUCUUUCUCUCUCUUUUUUCUAUUUCAUCCCCUCUGGCCUCUCUUAAAGCUCGCCAUCCUCUAUCCCGCUCCUCCUAGUGCUCUUACGUCAUCGGAGCUUCUCACUCUAUUCAUUUUUCGUUCUGUUGAAGCACGCAUCGUGGCAUGUGUCGAACGAAAAAUUUCCUAUAUAUAAAACGUUUCUUGCCCUGAUGACCGACAAUCUCCUUCUAUCACGAAAAAAUGAAAUUCUAUUACAUUCGAUUUUUCUAUCGUCCCUUCCGCCAUUAUUUUUUCUUUUUUUGCUACAUUCUCUAUCGCUUUUAUUUUUUUCGUAGACACAUAGGUAGAAAGGUAUAUCUCCAAAUUCAAAAUUGUAAACUUUUAAGAUUUAAGUUUUAUAACGUUUGUUAUGUUAUUGGUUCUGCUUCUUUUUCGUUCUUCUUAUUAAAUUUGAUUCUCAAGGAUUCGUAAUAUAGCAACCGUGUCAUUUAAAUCGAUGCUGCGAGGUCGUCUGACGUAUUGGGAAAAACGGCUGACAAUGAGCUGGCAAUAGAGAGUCUUACGCAGCCAUUCGAACGAGGUCGAUGGCGCGCACUUCCGAUGGUAUAUGACGCUCGAAGGACACGUCGUCAAUUUCUUUUUUCUUUCUCUCUCUUUCUCCCUAUCUCUUCUUUAUCUUUUGUUUUUUUUUUUUCAGUUCCUAAAACUUUGAACGUGUCCUAUGUAUUACGCGAUUUUACAUUCACGCGACACGGACGUGUCCUUUCGUGUAGCUUAUCAGUAUAUCUCUCGACCUUGUCAACUUCGAUUUUUUGAGUCACGUGCAUGUUUCUGUCGAUUCGAAACGAUCUAUCGAAGUACGAUAGAUCAUUUAUAUAUUUUUCAAUUGAAAAUAUUUUAUUUAUUUGUAAUAUUUAUUUCCUUAGAUAUUAUAAUUUCUCACGAAAGAUUCGAUUAACAAUUUAGGGAUAUUCCUUGGAGGUUCCCUUUGUAGUAAAAUAGCAACGUCGUUAUCUACGUUUUCUCGAAGCAAGUAGAUUGCACUAUGCACCGAUACUAUCACCAUAAACACUAUCACCACUACCACGAUUUUUAAUCACAAAUACACACGUAGCAUUGGUAUUUUUCUAGAUGACAUCAAAAUUAGGAUAACAGCUUGCGAAUAAAUAAAUAUUCUAUUUUAUUCUAAAUGCUUCUCUAUCUCCUCCGAAGUCGGUCGAUUCUUAGAUAGGUUCUUCGCAACGUAGUCCUUACGAAUCUCCUCUUUAAAGUAGUUAACAAUCUAUGACUUCUUAGAUGCUAGAUCGAAAUAUUCUCACAUUCGAAGGUCUAGUCUUUAGCCACAAGGUAUCCUGGUACAAAUGUUAUCACACUUGUACCAACUACGAGAUAUAAUGUGAGUAUGUAAUAAGCAAGGGUCAACAACAUUCAUUAAAUCUCUUCAUUUGUUAAUGGGAAAAGAAAAAGAAAAAUAAAAAAAAUAAAAAUAAAAAGAAGAGAUUAGAUCAUUCAUCAAUUCAUCGACAAGAUUUAUCCUAGCAACUCGCUUGAAUGUAUAAAAGAAAAAAAACAAAUUUGCAUCUCGCUUGCUAUUAUCUGUGUGUGUGUCUGUCCACGUAGUUUGUUCAAUGUACACGUAUGUAUGUAUGUACAUUUUUAUACGUACGAGCGUAUAAGAAUUAAAACUUUCGAUCGAACAUGACACAUUUUUUUUCACAUCGAUUUUAAAUGAUCGUUUAAUCAACUUUUAAUAGACGAUCAAACGGAAUAUAAUACGUACAUACAUUCGUUCGUUCGUUCGUUCGUAGAAAUGCAGUCGAUAUGUUCUUUAAUAUGACCAAGACGAAUCGAAAUCUUAUCCUUGACUAUUAUUCCCCUUAAUAUUUCAAAUAUUUAUAACGAUCUAAGCGAUACUAGAGUCAUGUUAUUUUUCCCACGACAUGUCAAUAAUAAAUCACUACGUUGUUUCGUUAUGCGUUAUGUUCCUCUUGGUUGUAAUAAAAGUCUCGAGAAUGAGCAGAAUAUAAAAUAUUCUUCGUACUAUUCGAUCACGGAGAGUAAAUAAAUUGAUUUUCAUUAAUUAAUCGUAUGAUCGAAUGAAAUUUAAGAACGAUAUUUAUUUAUCUUGAAGAAAAAUCUUGAGGAAAGUCGAUAAAAAAAUUCAUUUAAUGUGAUCACAGUCAUAAUCAUAUAGAAUCUCCGUAAAACCUUCGAGUAGUAUGAGGGUAAAAAAAAAGAAAAAAGAAAUGCUUCAUUUCGAAUUAGUAGAAAGUAGUCGUAGGUAAAAAAAAAAGAUGCGAGGGACGCCGAUAGCGGGCGGAGCUUCGUCACAUUUCUUGCCUUUACAGAGACAAGAGAGAGAGAGAGAGAGAGAGAGAGAGAGAGAGAGAGAGAGAGAGAGAGAGAGAGAGAGAGAGAUAAACAGACAGAGAGUGAGAGAGACAGAGAGAGAGAGAGAGAGAGAGAGAGAGAGAAAGCAGGAACAGGACAAGUAUCAUAGAAGGAUGACGAAAACAGUGUUCCUUCGAUAAUAAGAAAUAAAAGAAAAGGAUAUUGGCUAAAUAUUUCUCUGAUCGAUAUAGAGAGAAAUAAAAAAAAAAAAGAAAGGACUGACUGCAAAAGAAAGAACUGGAAAAGGUUUAUCAAAGGUGGAUGCCAAAGGAUGUACGCUGCAGCGGGUGGUGCAAGUAUUGCAAGUCGGAGGAAGCAAAAGCGUCUGCAGUUAUAUAAACGUGGAGCCGAAGGUGGCCCAGGAACGGCAAGAAGAAUCAAGACAACUCUGACGAAUCAAACGGUGAUAAGGACAACAACUACGACGACAACGAACAAGUUCGCUCAUCAGCAUCAGCAUCAGCACCACCACCACCACCACCACCACCACCAUCAUCAUCAACACCAACACCAACACCACCACCACCACCACCAACACGUUGUCCAAUCACCCUUCGCGGCACAAGCACCACAAUCAUCCCAAUUCCAUACGGGCAUCGAUCGACAGCAGCGUUCUCGCGUCGAGAAGUGCCAACAACUAGCACCUGUCUCGCCCAUUCAAUUCCCCAUAUCGCCGCCACCGCUCUCACUGGAAUCAUCGGGUUCGGUCACCUGCGCUACUAACAAGCCUAACAGCUUCCCUUUUCCGCCACCCUCGAUCCUCGAUCUAAGAAUCUCGCCUACUUCCACGCCGGAGCUACAGUGUCAGGGAGCUGGAAAGGUAGCAUGGCAGGGAUGCAACAGAUCAUCCCCUCUUCCUUUAUUCCCUAAUUUACCACACGGCUGUCGCGGCGGCGAUGGAUACAAAACGAAACAAUGCGAGGCUCAUCGAAGAUGGAUGAAGAGGAACAGGAUACGAGAUGCCAGUUAUUGUUAUGGCAGUAGCGGAGAGGACGACGACGACGACAUAAGCGGUAGCGUAAAUCGUCGUAGAGCCGAAGUGAAUGCAGCUGUGAACACCGUACUUUAUGCCGGGCUUGGUGCCACGGCUCUUGGCCUAGUGAUUUCGUUCGUUGGGACCGGUGAGAAAGGAUUUCUCAGUCCCGAGCUGAAAUUAAUCGGACCAUCGUUACUGUGCGCUGGCCUACUUUGCUGCCUAUUUCGUGUACUGCUUUGUCUAUGCCUGUGCCGCUGCGGCGAAUGCCGUUGGUGCCUUUGUAAGCAGUCCCGAAACAAGAAAGAAAAGGAAAAACAGAAGACGGAAACGCGUCCAUCUGGUCCAAUGCAGACAGCCUCGCUUCUUUCCCCAGUGCCACAGCAACCAGCCACACACUCGUCUUGCCAAGUGUCAUCGUCGGCGAAGGGACAUGAACUCUUACUCUCUCCUGCCCAAUUACCUGAAUGAAAAUAUGAUUUCAAACGUUUUCUAUCGAAUUCUACACGCCGAUCUACUGCCGAUUCUGUCCAAGAAAGAGAAAAGAAGAGAUACGAAAAGAAAGGGAGGAAGGAAAGAAGAAGAAGAAGAAGAAAAAAUAAAAAGAGAAAGAUAAA